AUAUGCUUGAAUCAAUAUCGUUUAAUUUUCAAAAAUGUGAAGAUGUUCUACUCGAUCGAAACGAAUCUUAUUACUUGAAUGAAAUUAAUCGAAAAUUAUUAUUGGAUUUAGUAAAAUUCUUGUUCUUAUUCAAAGUAGCAAGUGAACAGUUAUCUGCUGAUACAUCACCAACUCUUCAUUUAGUUGUACCUUGGUUUACGAAAUUGAAAAAUUCAUGUGAAAUUGAAGAAGGUGAUCAUUUAUUACUCGUUCAAUUCAAAAAUGCUGUUUCGAAGAUGCUGGAUGAAAAGAUUUAUUUGACGUCUUUACACUAUAUUGCUACUUUUUUGUAUCCAGCAACAAAAAAAUUUUUAACAUUAAGUAGCAGCUUUCGAGACGAAAUUUAUUCUGACACUCGAAAAAUGAUUCAAACCAUUGGUAUUCAACAAGAACAUUCAACUGUAUCAUCUACAAAACAGACUAAUAUUGCUAAUAAGACGUCGAAAAAAAAGAAAACCAAUUUAGUUAUUCAAAAAGAUGUUAUGCAAGAAUUUGCAGGAGUUGAGGAAGAGGAUUUUGAUGAUGAUUCUGAUGAAAUUGAUCGCUAUAUUAACACCAAGCUUUCAUUUUCAAGUGAUGACACGUUGUUAGGAUGGUGGAAUAAGCAUUCUUUAAUAUUUCCACAACUUGCUUUAUUAGCUAAGUCGUUGAAAGGCAUUCACGAUUGA
Rotaria sordida is the source of this 707-nucleotide messenger RNA. NCBI's taxonomy places the organism in Eukaryota, Metazoa, Rotifera, Eurotatoria, Philodinida, Philodinidae. The record is from the annotation of a GenBank genome assembly.